This is a messenger RNA of Prunus persica (peach), 1724 nucleotides long. RefSeq lists its product as uncharacterized. Gene Ontology annotation, biological process: protein ubiquitination. NCBI's taxonomy places the organism in Eukaryota, Viridiplantae, Streptophyta, Magnoliopsida, Rosales, Rosaceae. The transcript is spliced from 11 exons. Bases 167 to 1624 code for a protein of 485 amino acids. The record is from RefSeq and is a predicted model, not a curated record. Gene Ontology annotation, cellular component: Cul4A-RING E3 ubiquitin ligase complex; membrane.
GGAGGGGGUGUUUCUCACACCUACACUACCAAAGUACCAUAGGGUUUAAACCUGAGAUCACUAGUCUACAAGUCAAAGCCCUUUUCCACUGGGCUAGACCCUGUUGGCAUAUGUAUGUAUUAGUUUUGGUUAUACUGCAUUGAGUUUAGGAGGAAGUUCUGAGAAAAUGGCUGGUAAGAUUGGAACUCUUGGAGUUGGUUUUCUGGUUUUAUUAGCAUUAUCAUCUGCAGCAGUUUCAGCACGUGAAGAAAUGUUGGGCUCACAACCUUCAAGCCAGAAUAUUACUGGGAAAGAGGUUCAAUCUCACUUGGGUUAUAAGCAUGUGUGGCCUGAUAUCAGAUUUGGCGGGAAAAUCGCGGUGGGUACGAUGAUUGCAUUUGUUGGAGCAGCAUUUGGGAGUGUGGGAGGUGUUGGUGGGGGUGGCUCUUUCAUCCCAAUGCUCACCCUCAUUAUUGGAUUUGACCAGAAAUCAUCAAUUGCAGUCUCCAAAUGUAUGAUCACAGGCACAGCAACUGCAACGGUCAUGUAUAAUUUAAGGCGAAGGCAUCCUACACUUGACCUGCCCAUCAUUGACUAUGAUCUCGCUCUUCUUUUCCAACCAGUGUUGGUUCUUGGGAUCAGCAUUGGCGUUUCUUUGAAUGUGGUUCUUUCUGACUGGAUGAUCACCAUCCUACUAUUUAUUGUGCUCUUAGGGGUAUCAACUAAGUCGUUCUUCAAGGGUGUUGAGACAUGGAAAAGAGAAACUAUAACUAAAAAGGCAGGCUUUAAACUAUUCUUUGUUCCUCAAGUUGAUUGUAUAUGCUGCACUUCUAAUCCAUCUAAUACUUCACAACUUGUUUCAUUAUUUUUAGAACAUUUUGCUCUUGCUAAUGAAGAUGUUGAAGACAAAUAUAUUCCGGGAGGCCCAAGCAAUGGCACUCUAACAGAAACCAAGGAACCUGAACGAACAGCAGUUUCUGUACUAGAUAAUGUUCGCUGGAAGGAACUUGGAGUAAUUGUUGCUGUAUGGAUCAUAAUACUGGCAUUGCAGAUUGUUAAGAAUUAUGUGACAAAAUGUUCACUGACAUAUUGGUUGGUAGAACUCUCACAGAUUCCGGUGGCUGUUGGUGUAACUUCAUAUCAGGCAGUUAAACUGUACAAAGGCCGGAGAGUAAUUGCAUCCAAGGGAGAAGAAACCACAAAGUGGCCAUUGUACAAGCUUGUUUUUUAUUGUGCCUGUGGCACAGCAGCUGGUAUGCUUGGUGGAUUGCUUGGCCUCGGUGGAGCGUUUAUGUUGGGUCCAAUGUUUUUGGAGAUGGGAAUUCCUCCUCAGGUGUCAAGUGCCACGGCCACCUUUGCCAUGACAUUCUCUUCAUCCAUGUCUGUUGUAGAAUACUACCUCCUAAACCGCUUUCCAGUUCCCUACGCUCUCUACUUUGCUGCUGUGACUACUGUUUCUGCAAUCGCGGGGCAACAUGUGGCAGGAAAGGUGAUUAAGAAAUUAGGAAGAGCAUCUUUGAUUAUCUUCAUUCUAGCUUUCACAGUAUUUGUGAGUUCACUGAUGUUAGGUGGGAUUGGCAUAAAAAACAUGAUUAAAAAUAUUGAGCAUAAAGAUUCCUUGGGAUUUCAGAACAUCUGCACUUGAAGAACCUCGUCUUAUUAAGGGCCUUAACUAGGUUUUCCGGAAACUUCGCAAUGUCGUUAUCAUUUUAUAUCCAGUCUUUGAGCCAAAGAAUUUGUAAAGC